This is a messenger RNA of Halteromyces radiatus, 1669 nucleotides long. Its product is annotated as Aspartate/glutamate/uridylate kinase. The transcript is spliced from 4 exons. The coding region runs from base 49 to 1584 and encodes 511 amino acids. The record is from RefSeq and is a predicted model, not a curated record. Lineage: Eukaryota; Fungi; Mucoromycota; Mucoromycetes; Mucorales; Cunninghamellaceae. Gene Ontology annotation, molecular function: aspartate kinase activity.
CUUUCCUUUUUUUCUUUUUUCUAUAUCUUCACUUUUUUAUAACCAAACAUGCCAUCGACUGAAAUGCAAUAUUAUAACAAUCCUGAUUUACCUUGGGUUGUUCAAAAAUUCGGUGGUACUAGUGUUGGUAAAUUCCUUGAUAAUAUUGCCAAUCAAGUAGUCAAGGAAUAUGUAAAACAAAAUCGACUUGUUGUAGUAUGUUCAGCAAGAAGUGGAGAAAGCAAACAAAAUGGAACUACCAACCGAUUGAUUCGUGCUGCUAAUUAUGCUUUACAGCCUGGUUGUGAAGAUUAUUGGGAUGAAUUAAACAAUAUCUUACAAGAACACAUUCAAGUUGCUAAUGAUAUGAUUCAAGAUGAAACUAUCCGAAAGAAUUUGAUUUCUGAUAUAGAAUACGAUUGUGAAAAAUUGACUUCCUUCUUAAAAGCUGCUCAAAUCAUCAAUGAAAUCUCUCCUCGAUCUCGUGAUAUCAUUAUUGGUGCUGGUGAAAAAUUAUCUUGUCGGAUUGUGGCUGCUGUAUUACAAGAUAGAGGUAUUGAUGCUCAAUUUGUUUCCUUGGAUAAUAUUAUUGAUCGUGAAUUCGAAGUCUUGGAUCAAACUUUUUAUGAUUAUCUUGCUGAAAAAAUGGCUGAAGCUGUUUUGAAAUGUGGAAAUAAAGUUCCCGUUGUCACUGGCUUUUUCGGUAUUGUUCCUGGAAGUUUACUUACAACAGUUGGAAGAGGUUACACAGAUCUUUGUGCAGCAUUGACGGCGGUGGGAUUAGGUGCAGAAGAACUUCAAGUAUGGAAAGAAGUGGAUGGUAUCUUUACAGCAGAUCCUCGUAAAGUGAAAUCAGCACGACUUUUACCUAUUAUCACUCCUGAAGAAGCAGCUGAAUUGACCUAUUAUGGUUCAGAAGUCAUUCACCCUUUUACAAUGGAACAAGUGAUUCGAUCUCAUAUACCUAUCCGUAUCAAAAAUGUGGAAAAUCCUCGUGGAGCUGGUACUGUAGUGUUCCCUACUGAUAAUGUUAGCAAGGAUGGUACUUCAUCUCCUCAUUCACCCAAGGUAUUGGCUGAAAAUGGUUAUUCUUUAGAUCUUUCUCGCAAGUAUCCUACAGCUGUGACUAUCAAAGACGGUGUGAUUGUACUCAACGUUCAUUCCAAUCGAAAGAGUGUAAGUCAUGGAUUCUUCGCCAAGAUUUUCUCCACAUUGGAUCGUUAUGGUGUGGUUGUAGACUUGAUUUCGACAUCCGAAGUACAUGUUUCUAUGGCGCUUGGUGUAGAUAGUGCAGACAAAGAUUUAGCUCGUGUUAUUGGCGAUCUUCGAUCGGUGGGAGCUGUGGAUGUAUUACAAAAUAUGGCAAUUUUAUCUCUGGUUGGUAAACAAAUGAAAAACAUGGUGGGUAUUGCUGGUAUGAUGUUCACUACCCUGGCUUCUGCGGGUGUCAAUAUUGAAAUGAUUUCUCAAGGUGCCUCCGAAAUUAAUAUAUCUUGUGUCAUUGAAGAAUCCUGUGCUGUUACUGCUAUGAAUGUCAUUCAUGAUCAAUUACUUAGUAAGAGGAAUCAAUUGGUUUUACCUACUCUUAAAACUGCUUUAGAAUGAUAGAUUAUAGAUUAGAACUUAGAUUAUUUUGUUAUCAUUUUAUUUAUUUUUAUUAUUUUUUUUUAUAUUUUUUUUUUUUGCAUCC